AACAACACACGAGCCUCGACGCGUUCGACCGAUCAGUCCUCCGUAAAUUGUCCGCCAAAAAAGAUUUAUAAUGCGCGUCGAACGCUCCCUUCUUCUCACAGUCUUUUUGUUCGCGAUCAUGUUGUCAGUAGGCGAGAAUAACGCAAAUGCAGAAGUCACAUCGCCAUAUGGAGGCCACACAUUGACACUGUCACAUCCCGAUGCAGAAUUUAAGGAUGAUGAAAGACAGCAAUCGGUGGACGAAAGCCGGAUAGAUUUUCAAAUAAGGAAUCAUCGGGGACCGGGGACGUACAUAUUCGGUUUCGACACUGGACACGGAAAAAAUCGGCAAUACAGAAUGGAGGAGCGGCUCCAAGACGGGAGCGUGAAGGGUCGAUAUGGAUUUUACGAUCCGAAGGGAAAGCUCAGAGUUAUCGGUUAUGUUGCGGGCCCGUACAGCGGUUACCAAGAACGCCAUCACGAGACUAUUACUUACAAAAAGCCUGAAACUUAAUGCUCCAUCUCUGUAAAAAAAUAUAUUAUCCCUAAAAAUGUAUUACUUUUCAAUUGUCUUGAACAAAAAGAAUAGAAACAAAUUACACGUUCGGAUGUAAAUAAAUUCUGACGGCGCAAUAGGGUUAAAUCAUUUAUUUAACAAUAACAAUAGCUCUAUAUGUAAGA
Messenger RNA from Pseudomyrmex gracilis, 660 nucleotides. RefSeq lists its product as uncharacterized. Lineage: Eukaryota; Metazoa; Arthropoda; Insecta; Hymenoptera; Formicidae. The transcript has 3 exons. The record is from RefSeq and is a predicted model, not a curated record. Bases 71 to 493 code for a protein of 140 amino acids.